Molecule: messenger RNA, 709 nt
Organism: Onychostoma macrolepis
Lineage: Eukaryota; Metazoa; Chordata; Actinopteri; Cypriniformes; Cyprinidae
Gene: lyrm5a
Product: LYR motif containing 5a
Exons: 3
Coding region: 151-579 (142 amino acids)
Biological process (GO): respiratory electron transport chain
Cellular component (GO): mitochondrion
Source: RefSeq, a predicted model, not a curated record
UUGAAAUAAUGUUGUCUUUUAUCUCAAGUUCUUACUGUAAAGCUCUAAUGUAAAAAUACUGUGCAAAAAUAAAAUGUUUUAAAAAGGUUGACAGGCCACGUAGUUGACUGGUUGAAAGCCACCAUAGAUAUAUAUAGGAAAUAGAUAGAUAUGUCUGUGGAAAGCCACAACGAGACUUUUAUUCUGAAAAAUGCAAAGACGCAACCUGGCUUUUAUUUUGGAAAGCAUCCAUACCAUGGCAUUGCCUCCGCACGUCCUGGUAAACACCUCUGUUAUGAUCUUGUUUAUUGUCUGCCUCAGGAUAAAAAGAGAGACAUUAAAAUGAGUAAUCCACUUAGAGGUGAAGUUAUAAGGUUGUACAAAAAUCUUCUGUAUCUUGGACGGGAAUAUCCAAAAGGCACUACAUACUUCAGGGAGCGUCUGAAAGCAGCUUUCAUGAAGAACAAAGAUGUCACCGAGCCUGAGAAAAUCCAAAAGCUGAUUGACCGUGGAGAGUUUGUGAUCAAAGAACUCGAGGCACUUUACUUCCUCAGGAAAUACAGAGCAAUGAAGAAACGCUACUAUGAACCAGAGCAUUAAUCGAUGUUUCUGUCGCAUGUGCCAGACUGUACAGUAUAUAUGUCAAAUCAUUAUUUUCUGUACAUUUCUGAAAGUCUGUAUUUGAUGUGUUGCACAUAACAGAUUUGGACAUAAACAUUUAUUUUUACUA